Protobothrops mucrosquamatus (brown spotted pit viper) is the source of this 2305-nucleotide messenger RNA. RefSeq names its product arginyl aminopeptidase (gene RNPEP). NCBI's taxonomy places the organism in Eukaryota, Metazoa, Chordata, Lepidosauria, Squamata, Viperidae. The transcript has 11 exons. Gene Ontology annotation, biological process: proteolysis. Bases 35 to 1933 code for a protein of 632 amino acids. The record is from RefSeq and is a predicted model, not a curated record. Gene Ontology annotation, molecular function: metalloaminopeptidase activity; zinc ion binding.
GGCUGCUGCUGCGGGCCUCCGGAUUCCGCUCGCCAUGGCUUCCCGGGACGCAGCGACCGCUUGCAACGCCGACUCCUUCCGGCUGCAGCAUCUGCACUUGGCUCUGCGCGUCGAUUUCGAACCGGCGGGUUCCGGGCAUUUGCGAGGCUCGGUGAGGCUGGAGUUGACAUGCCUGCGGGACCAAGUGAAGGAGAUCGUCUUGGACUCGCAUGCCAGCGUGGAGGUGGAAAGCGCUGGUCUGGCGCCGCCGAAGAGCGGGAAAGAAAAAGGCCAAGAGCCGGGAGCGCUGCGCCCCGUCUCUUUCGAGAACCGCCCGUUCGCCAGUUACGGCUCCGCGCUGCACGUCUCCCUGCCUGAACCUCUGACACGCGGUGACGCGGUAGUGCUAGAGAUCGCCUAUCGGGCCGGAGGGGGUCCCGGGGUAUGUUGGCUUACGCCAGAACAGACUGCAGGAAAAAAGAAGCCCUACAUGUACACUCAAGGCCAAGCUGUUCUAAAUAGGUCUGUUUUCCCCUGCUUUGACACUCCUGCAGUUAAAAGUUCAUAUUCAGCUAUUAUAAAGGUCCCUGAGGGCUUCACUGCUGUGAUGAGUGCAAUUACCAGGGAGAAGCAGAAGGGAAACACUUUCCUCUUUGAGAUGCCUCAUCCUAUCCCUUCUUAUUUGGUGGCCCUGGCCGUUGGGGACAUUGUUUCAGCAAAAGUGGGACCAAGGAGUCACAUCUGGGCUGAGCCCUCCAUGAUUGAAGCUGCUAGGGAAGAGUUUGAAGGUGUGAUUGAAAAAUUUCUUACCGCUGGAGAGAAGAUUUUUGGGCCAUACGUAUGGGAAAGAUAUGAUGUCCUGUUUAUGCCACCUUCAUUCCCAUUUGGGGGAAUGGAAAACCCCUGUAUCACCUUUGCGACACCCUGCCUAUUGGCUGGUGAUGGCUCCCUGGCAGAUGUGAUCAUCCAUGAAAUCUCACAUAGUUGGUUUGGAAAUCUGGUCACCAAUGCCCAUUGGGGGGAAUUCUGGCUGAACGAGGGCUUCACCAUGUAUGCCCAAAGGAGGAUUUCUACAGCACUCUAUGGUGCUGCUUAUACUUCCCUGGAAGCUGCUAUCGGGAGAGCUUUGCUUCGUCAGCACAUGGACAAUGUUGGGGAAGAUCAUCCUCUCAAUAAGCUCAGGGUGCAAAUCGAACCAGGUGUUGAUCCUGAAGAUACAUAUAAUGAAACUCCUUAUGAAAAGGGCUACUGUUUUGUCUCAUACCUUGCCCAUCUUGUGGGGGAUCAGCCUAAGUUUGAUGCUUUUCUGCAGGCUUACGUGAACCAGUUCAAAUUUCAGAGCAUCACAGCAAAUGACGCCCUUGAAUUCUACUUGAAAUAUUUCCCAGAAUUGAAGAAGCAAGGGGUGGACACCAUUCCAGGUUUUGAGUUUGACCGAUGGCUGAAUAUACCUGGUUGGCCGCCGUACCUUCCUGAUCUUUCACCUGGAGAUGAGUUGAUGAAGCCAGCAAAUAAACUGGCAGAACUCUGGGCAGCUCCUGACCAUGAUAUGGAGGCAAUUAGAGUACUAGAUAUCUCUGAAUGGAAGACCUACCAGCUGGCCUAUUUCCUAGAUAAUAUCUUGGAGAAAUCUCCUCUGCCCAAUGGGCAUGUUGAGAAGAUGAGCAUCUUGUAUCCUAAGAUCUCUAAAGCACGGAAUGCUGAGCUGCGUCUUCGUUGGUCCCAAAUUGUGCUCAAAAAUAAUUAUGAAGCAGGGUUUGAUCAAGUGAAAGACUUUCUUCACAGCCAGGGAAAACAGAAGUACACCCUUCCCAUCUACCGGGCCAUGAUGAGUGGCUCAAAAACGGCUAAAGCAUUGGCCAUGGAAGUAUUUCGGUCCACUGCUUCACAGCUCCAUGUUAAUGUUCGGAAGUAUGUUGAAAAGAUCUUAGGUUUGAAAACUGAAGAAAGCUAGGAAGAAAGCCGCAAAUACAAGCCAGUUUGUAUGAAUGGCUAUGAGUGAUCUGUGGGAUUAAAGGGUAGAAGAAAUAAAGGCUAUUUUCAAAACUUUUGCUGGUAUACAGGAUUAAUCUCAAUCUUCUUUUGAUUUAAUGCUGGAAAUUUCAAGAGAUUAAAGCUCUCCAAAGAUAAUCUUUACUCGUGGGUAACUUGCUGGAUAAAAGAACUUUGUUUUUUUCUUUGUAAAUUUUGAAAAUGUAAAAAAUACAAAUGUAAACAUUGUUUCCAAGUAAAUUAAAAGAUAGUAGCAAUAUGCUUAUUUCGAUUAACAAUAGCUAUCAUUUGGUAUUGAUGCUAAUAAAUUUUUAUCUGUGAUUUUUCACUUCAA